UCAGGCUCUUUUAAUACAUCCAUGCAGCCAGGAGGACCAUGGUUGAGGGGCGGGUUUAGUGCUAUUCUGGAAAUCCUUUUGCGUAAUGUUAGCGCAUCUGUAUCGGCAAAAAACACAGCGAUGUGUGGCUCUGCCGCUUCGCACACUGUAUAUUUUAUCUAACCUAGUCAAGAUUGAGCACUUCAACAUAAUGGGUGUGUGCUGCACAGGACUUUACUGUUAGUCUUCAUAUAUAACCCAUCAAAAAGUAGCCUAAGAGUUAAAAGGUUUACUGAAUCAGGUGAGAAUAUGGCACAAGUAGAGGAGUCUCACACUGAAGGAGAGGGUAGCCCUCAGAUGAUUUCCUUAAGAUCAGACGUAUCAGGGAACCACGUGGACGAUGGAGAAGUGGGACCCUCAAUAAGGAGGAAAAGGAGAAAGAAGAAAGACCCGCGUCCAGAAUCCUUUAUUGUUUACCGCUCUGAAAUGGAGAGGGCACCUGGAGAGGACCAAGGCGGCGAGGAGGGAGCAGAGAGGAGCACAGAAGAGGGUGCAAAAUUCCUCUGCACACCUACAGGAGAAGGAGGAUGGAGCCUUCCUCCAGACAGCCGCUACGUGACCCUGACAGGCACCAUCACCCGAGGAAAGAAGAAGGGUCAGGUGGUGGACAUUCAUCUCACUUUGACGAAGAAGGAACUCAGGGAUCUGGCUAAGUCAAGGGAGCGUCUUGAUGCAGAGUGUGAGGCGGGAGAGGGCUCCAAACGCAACUGCGGCUUAGGUGUGUGCCAGGGACCCCAUGUCGUCCUGUGGAGCAUCUCCUUCCUCCUCUCCUUCAUAACCUCGUUCUACUACGGCACUCUCACCUGGUACAAUGUCUUCCUGGUGUACAAUGAGGAACGAACGUUCUGGCACAAGAUUACAAUAUGCCCCUUCCUCAUCAUCUUCUACCCCAUGCUCAUCAUGCCCAUGGCGCUCUCUCUGGCUCUAUAUUCCGCCGUGGUGCAGGUGUCUUGGGCCUUCAGUGAGUGGUGGCAAGCUGUGAGGGACCUGGAGAAAGGCUUCUGCGGCUGGGCCUGUGGGAAGCUGGGACUGGAGGACUGUUCCCCCUAUAGCAUAGUGGAGCUGCUUGACUCUGAUACUGUUUCUGGCACUCUGCAGAGCAAAGCCCCCAGUGAACUUGCCCAGACAUCAUCAGUGUAAAGUGUGGGCAUGUGGGAUAGAUGAGGGGGGGGGGGGGCUGAGGUCCAAGGCACAUUUAGGCCAAAGUCUCAUUUAACUCAGUCACGGGAAAGUCAAUUAAAGUCGUUUCACAAUACAUUUCUGUAAAUAACAACUAAUCAAACACUGCCUGAAUUGUCCUAAAAUGCUGAACUAUUGCUACAAUUUUUUUAAAGAAUUAUUGGAUCCAUAUCACUAUAAGUUAUUCCUCUGAGCAAGGGAGUGGUAAUGGUUUUUUGUCACAUCACUGAAUCCUACUCAUAACAUUUUGAGACAUGUAGGCCUUGGUGCCUCCUGUAGUAAAGUAUAGAUAGACUGGCUGUGGAUACACACAAUAUUUUGGUCUUCUAAAGUUAAACCAAGUUUCACUUCAUCUGUAAAUAUCUGUAACUAAAUGUAUUAAGUUUAAGAGAGGAUGCAUUUCAAAGGCAACACUGUCUUGUUUUAACUCAUCAUAAUCGCUCUGGGAAGUAUUGAAUUUGAAGUAAGGCUGGAUUACCAACUGGGAAAAGUGGACAACUCCCCCAAGGGCUCCAUGUAUAAAUUACUUUGUGGAAAUUAGAUUACUGAUUUGAUUGGAAAUAUGCACAAUUGAGAAAAAUAUUGACUAAAACAAUAAGCACCUUAAGAUAAGUAAUGUCUUGUUAAGGGAUUCUGUGUCAGCAUCUAGUUUUUAAAGGGUAAUGAAGGAGUUACUUUAUAUUCAUUGAUUUGUGAUCAUUUUUAGAAAACAAUGGAAGUGUGUGGCUCAGAUAAAUAAGCUACGUCAGGCUUCGCUUGUUAGAAGGAUUAAUCCAAUGUAGAUUUUGGCCUUUCAUAGGUUUUGUUGACAAUACGGAAAAUAUUGAAUAUUACCAGCUUCAUCCUGUAAUAACUGUAUUAUUGUGGAUGGUACGGUGCUUACCUGGUGCAUAUACCUAAAAAGAUGUGUUUCAUCAAGAAGUACGCCAGCAUGCAUGUGUGUCUGGGCAUAGAAGCUGAUUAUAUUUAAGCUGCCAUGUGUUGCUGCUGUGUGCUGUCACCUAAAUGUACACAUCAAGUACAUAGGACAUAAACAAUGUACAGCGGAAGAGGGGUAUCUAUUUUUUGGCCCAUCAGUUCAGCCAUAAUUUGAAGCCAUAGUCAGAACAAGCUGACACACAGUCUUUUUUUCACAUUGAAUGCAUCCUCCUCACAGAUAUUUGUGAUCUUAAACUACUUGUAUAGUCUUCAUAGUUUUGUUCCACACACAAGUAAAAUGAAGUUCACUGUAAUUUUCUACCUGGGAAUUCCUGUUACAGUUCCACAGUCAUAUUUUGAAUGUUGAUUUAAUUUAUUUUAAAUAUUUAUGUCUAGUACACUUCCUGAAAUUGUUGCGCCUAGGUGUUUUAUUUGAAUUAAUUAAGUCAAUUAGGUUUAAAUAUUUGGUGAUUCAAAUGUUUAUGAUCAGAUUGGCUGGUUGGAGUUAUUGAAUUUUGUUUUCAUACAGACAGAGACAUGGAUCAGUGUUUGUGGAUUGAGUCUGUAUUAAACAGUACAUGUUCUGAAACCACAAGAUGCAAAGUAAAGAAUUACUCAAAGGAAAUAAAGUGUUUGUCAUUACAUC
Molecule: messenger RNA, 2782 nt
Organism: Etheostoma spectabile (orangethroat darter)
Lineage: Eukaryota; Metazoa; Chordata; Actinopteri; Perciformes; Percidae
Gene: tmem169b
Product: transmembrane protein 169b
Exons: 3
Coding region: 289-1179 (296 amino acids)
Source: RefSeq, a predicted model, not a curated record